AUGUCUGCAACCACCACAACCACAACCACUGCCCCUGGGACUCAGCAGUUCCCUGGAAACUGCACCCUGGAGAUGGCUCUGAAAACCAUUGUGGAUGUCUACCACCGUUACAGCAUCCGGGAGGGACAUGUUGAUCUCCUCAGCUACAACGAAUUCAAGACUCUGCUGAAAGAGCAGGCACCAGCCUUCCUGGAAGUUUGUGACAGGAACCGUCGUGGCUACCUGAGGAAACUCUUUGAAGAGACAGACUUAAAUAAGGACAAAGAGGUGACCUUUGAGGAGUUCACCAUCGUCUUGGCCAAGCUGACUGAUGAUGCCCAUCGCAUCAGCCACAAGGACGACCGCUGUGGACCUGACAAGGAUUGA
Colius striatus (speckled mousebird) is the source of this 366-nucleotide messenger RNA. Its product is annotated as protein S100-A9-like. Gene Ontology annotation, molecular function: calcium ion binding. The transcript is spliced from 2 exons. Bases 1 to 366 code for a protein of 121 amino acids. Gene Ontology annotation, biological process: endothelial cell migration. NCBI's taxonomy places the organism in Eukaryota, Metazoa, Chordata, Aves, Coliiformes, Coliidae. Gene Ontology annotation, cellular component: extracellular exosome; cytoplasm. The record is from RefSeq and is a predicted model, not a curated record.